AUGUCGAACCGAGAGCACAAACACCGAACAGAAGUGUACGUGAUGACGGUAACUCAAGAACUAGCGGAGUGGGAGGACUCGCGACUCAUGGGCCGCAAGCGCCAAUGGUUCUCCAUCGACGAUGCGCUCGCGCAACUCGCGCUGCACAAGCCCAUCCAGCGCCACUACAUCCAGCAACUGCGCCGCUCCAAACUAAACAAAACCGACGACCCGGGGAGCUAA
Messenger RNA from Arctia plantaginis, 222 nucleotides. The record is from the annotation of a GenBank genome assembly. Lineage: Eukaryota; Metazoa; Arthropoda; Insecta; Lepidoptera; Erebidae.